AUGGAGAGUCAGAGUGGGGACGGAAACACAGGAGUCCAAACGAAUGGACUGGACUUUCAGAGGCAGACGGUGCAGGCCACAAACGCAAUCACCAAUGCACACGCACAAGCUCUGCUCCAACAGUUGACCCUGUCUCCAGUGCAGCAGCAGAUGUUUUUGCAGCAGGCCCAGGCCCAGCUCUUGGCAGCAGCCAUGCAGCAGCAAUCAGCCAGCCAGCAGAGCAGCACCACGGGGGCCAGCAUCUCUGCCUCCGCAGCCACCCCCAUCACACAGCUGCCCCUGUCCCAGCCCGUCCAGAUCACCUCUCAGUUACAGCAGCUGCAGCAGCAGAACCUAACCAUGCCCCAGUUUGUCCUGGUUCAACCUGGCCACCACAUCGCCACCCAGCUGCAACCUGGCCAAUUCAUCAUCUCACAGACGCCGCAGGGCCAGCAGAAUAUGUACACAGCGCAGAGUUUCCUGCAAGCCCAGAAUCUUCUAACUCAACUACCUCAAAGCCAAGCCAACCUCCUGCAGACUCAGCCAAGCAUCAACCUUGCCUCACAGCCAGCGACUCCGUCCCACACGAUAGCAGCCACGCCCAUCCAGCCCCUGUCCCACAGUCAGCAGACCCCACCCAAACGCCUGGACACACCCAGUCUGGAGGAGCCCAGCGACCUGGAGGAGCUGGAACAGUUCGCUAAGACUUUCAAACAGAGACGCAUCAAACUGGGCUUCACACAGGGGGAUGUUGGCCUGGCAAUGGGCAAGCUGUAUGGUAACGACUUCAGCCAGACCACCAUCUCCCGCUUUGAGGCCUUGAACCUCAGCUUUAAGAACAUGUGCAAGCUGAAGCCACUUCUGGAGAAGUGGCUCAACGAUGCUGUUUGUGCAGAGAAUCUGUCGUCUGACCUGGCCCUGUCCAGCCCUUGCGGCCUGGGCUCCCCCGGUCUGGGCAUGGAGGGGCUCAACCGCCGACGCAAGAAGAGGACCAGCAUCGAGACCAACAUCCGCGUGGCCUUAGAAAAGAGCUUUCUGGAGCAGAACCAAAAACCUACCUCUGAGGAGAUCACCAUAAUUGCUGACCAGCUCAACAUGGAGAAGGAGGUGAUCCGGGUGUGGUUCUGUAACCGUCGGCAAAAAGAGAAGCGGAUCAACCCCCCCAGCAGCGGACACAGCAUCACAGGGACAGGCAGCACCCCCAUCAAAACCAUCUUCACCCCCACUAGCCCCUUGGUGGCCAGUACGGCGAGCCUUGUGACCAGUAACACACCAACCACACUCACUUUAAACCCAGUGAUGCCUCUCACCAGCACCAGCGUCUCCGGCCUGACCUUGACAGGCACGACGAUCGGAGCGACCACAAACACGGCAUCUGUCAUCUCUACGGCACCCAUGGUUACCGCGGUGACCAGCUCCACCUCGCUAAGCCCCUCCCCCAUGGCCCUCCAGGCCACGGCGGCGGAGACGGGUGGAACGCAGGAGCACAUGGUGGUCACGCAGGCGCCAUCGUCCCUAGCAACCAAUCUGGGGACAGGUCAGGUGAUGGUGGCUGGACCGGGGCUGUCAGCGGCCCUGCAAGGCGCUGCCCAGUUACCCACCAGUUCUAGUUACGCCGCCAUGGCUGGGCUUAACCCAGGAUUGAUGGCAUCCUCGCAGUUCACUCCUGGGGGGGCCUUGCUGAGCUUAGCUCCGGGUGGGCUUGGAGGGGCUAUAAACCCCGCCAUGUUGAGCAACAGCACCCUGGCCACCAUCCAAGCUCUGGCAUCGGGUGGCACUCUCCCCAUCACCUCGCUGGACGGGAGUGGUAACCUGCUGUUCGCUAACACCUCGGCCGGCAGCACUCCCAACCUGGUGCAACCCCUUUUCCUGAACCCCCAGAACCUGUCCCUGCUCACCAGCAACCCCGUCAGCCUGGUGUCGGCCGGAGCCGCCGGGGGAGGGGCCCUGCAGGUCACAGCCAACCACCAGGUCACCACGGCGACCGUCCCAGUGCCCGCCUCCACCAUCACCACUGCCUCCAAGGCCCAGUGAAGCUGAAGGCUCAAAUCGCCUCGAAUGACACCCUAUGCUCUAUUUAGUGCACUACUUUUGGUUAAAUGUUGCGUACGAUAUGGAUGGCUUUGGCCAUAGUAAGACACUACAUGGGGAAUAGGGCUGUUGUUUAAGAUUUGCCCUUAGGCUACUUGCUCAAUCCACUUCUUCAUCCUCUUCCUCCUUGUCCUUCUGCCUGUCAUCUAUCAUUAUUUAAUCAUUUUGCUGCCACCAAAAAGAAACCCUCUGUGAAGAGGGUUGGAAUUUAUAAUUUACGUUUUUAUUUCAUUCUUCAUUCUCUCUUUUCCCUUGUACUCCAAAAACGAUGUGCGUCUCCCUGGAUGUUUUUGUCGGUGUACGCAGCGGGUCACACAGGAGCACUGGGGCGGCCAUUUUCUGAGACGGGAUCAUCUUGAACUCUAUGGUCUGUGCUCCUUGUGACCCCUGAGGGACCACCUAGCUUUCCCUCUUUCCUCUCUGUCACCUUUUUCAAAAGUAUAUAUCUUCCUCUUCCCUGUUCAGAACAUCUUCUGAAAUACUUCUAACCAAAAAUUAGAUUUAACUUUUUUGACGUUUUUUUCUUUUAACAAAAAUGAUUUACUACUAAAGUUCACAAUCUACAUCAUCACUAAAAGGGGAGGUUUGCGUGUUUCCCUGUCUAUAGUUUGAAUUUAUUUUGUGUCAGGCUCUGUUGGACAGGCCUCAGCACAAAUCAUAUCAAAGUUAUAUUUUAGAGGCGCUUAGUUUGUUUUCUUUUGUUUUAGUGUGUGUGAGUGGACAUUUUCAGAACUUUGUACUUCUAACAUUAAUUUAAGCUUUAACUCCGAUAUACAGGACCAGUCAAAAGUUUGGACACACCUACUCAUUCAAGGGUUU
Molecule: messenger RNA, 2889 nt
Organism: Salvelinus namaycush (lake trout)
Lineage: Eukaryota; Metazoa; Chordata; Actinopteri; Salmoniformes; Salmonidae
Gene: pou2f1b
Product: POU class 2 homeobox 1b
Exons: 13
Coding region: 1-2013 (670 amino acids)
Biological process (GO): regulation of transcription by RNA polymerase II
Cellular component (GO): nucleus
Molecular function (GO): DNA-binding transcription factor activity, RNA polymerase II-specific; RNA polymerase II cis-regulatory region sequence-specific DNA binding
Source: RefSeq, a predicted model, not a curated record